AUGCCCAUUUUUCCUACUAUGUUGCCCGCAUACUUCCCCUCCUUGGCUCUUUUAACCGUCUCCUUUGUUGGUCUUGUCGGCGCAGGUCUUCCCGGAACAAUUUACGGGGUUAACCUGGGCUCGUGGUUGGUAUUGGAAUCGUGGAUGCUUCCGCAAGAAUGGUUGGAUAUGGGGGGAGAACAGUGCCAAGACUGCUCAACAUGUAUCGCUUCGGAAUUCGCCUUCGCUCAGGCUAAGCCAGACAUCGUAGACCAAGUGUUUAACCAACACUGGGAAACUUGGUUCAAUCAAACCGAUGUCGAUCAAAUACAAGCGGCUGGCCUCAACGCCGUUCGCAUUCCCUUAGGAUAUUGGAUAAUUGAGCCUUUGGUUGACAGGACCACCGAGUUCUACCCCAGAGGAGGAAUUCUACAGCUGCAACGCGGCCUCCAGCAACUGGCAGCUGCUGGUAUUGCUGUGAUUCUCGACCACCAUGCUCUUCCUGGCGUCGCAUCGCCCAAUCAAAUGUUUGCAGGAAGAUGCACAACCGAUGUUGAAUUCUACACUCCGCAUAACUACCAUCGAGCGUUGAUCUGGACGGCGAUUAUGACAGCAUUAUCCCACAUUGAUCCAGCGUUUAGCAGUGUUGCCGCUAUCGAAGCCAUAAACGAACCUAUCAUGGACGUGACGCAAACGCCAGGCUAUGGGGAUUUCCAAAAGAACUUUGUGCAAGUUGUUAGGGCAGUGGAGCUUCUCUUAGGUAUUCACGUCCCUGGUUACGCCGCCCCGGCAAGUUUCGCGAGCGCGUCGAGUGUGACAGCCGGAUUUCAGACUAGUGCCACUACAUUCGGAAAUAGGUUCAAUCCUGAAGUCGUGCAGGUCUUGAAAGAUGCGACACUAAUUUUCGCCGAGGUUGUGAAACAAUUGGGUACGAACACCGUUUAUUCGCAGGCUGAUUUGAGGGGUCGGUUGCAGAGACGAAACUCGUUGGUGACGACUUUCAUGGACGUCAAUUGGCAGUAUAAUAAUCCUGCUAAUCCUGCGGCAGCGAAGAUCGGACCACAGAUUUAUGAUAAUCACCUGUAUUAUGUAUUUGGGGGUGUUGCUGCUGCAAAUGAAGAAGCAUAUCUAACCUCCAUUUGCAACCUAGGCCGCAUCGCAGCUGAUGCCGCUCUUCAAAACUCACCCCUUUUGUUUGGAGAAUGGGGUCUGCCUACUGAAUUUUCAGCUACUGAUGAGUUCCUACAAAAAUGGGCCGACGCUCAGAAGAUUGCCUAUGGAAAAGGUGCUGGGUGGUUGUACUGGAAUUUCAAGAUCGAGAUUUCAGCGUUAGCUGGUGAUCUAGCUCGGGAGUGGUCGUACAUGGAGGGAAUCAAGCGGGGCUAUCUAACCCAAGACCCGACAGCGUUCAACGACCCACAUGUCUGCGAUCCGUAUAUCAACACGACUCUGGUGUCGUAA
Molecule: messenger RNA, 1440 nt
Organism: Laccaria bicolor S238N-H82
Lineage: Eukaryota; Fungi; Basidiomycota; Agaricomycetes; Agaricales; Hydnangiaceae
Product: glycoside hydrolase family 5 protein
Exons: 16
Coding region: 1-1440 (479 amino acids)
Biological process (GO): glucan catabolic process
Cellular component (GO): cell surface; extracellular region
Molecular function (GO): beta-glucosidase activity
Source: RefSeq, a predicted model, not a curated record